Messenger RNA from Lottia gigantea (owl limpet), 801 nucleotides. RefSeq lists its product as hypothetical. The transcript is spliced from 5 exons. NCBI's taxonomy places the organism in Eukaryota, Metazoa, Mollusca, Gastropoda, Lottiidae. Bases 1 to 801 code for a protein of 266 amino acids. The record is from RefSeq and is a predicted model, not a curated record.
AUGGCUAUUGCAGUCAAGAUCAAAAGAAAAAGAAGUACUCGACCGAUAUCUCAGGAAACAUAUGAAACGAUAGUCCAUCUAGUACGUGGUGAAUUCAAAAUACCCACCAAACAUCGAACACAACUUCAUAGGAACGCUGUCGUUCAAUAUUGGCGUGGCAAGAACCGUUACUCUGUAGUGGAUACUGAUGACGGUCCUCAGCUACUGUUUGAUGGCGUCCCGGUUCAGAUCAAGUUUUUAAAAGAACAUUCAGAAAUCUUUUGCAAGCGUCCUAAAAGUUUAAACAGAGAAACUUACAACACUAUAUCAGAUCUAGUCCUAGGAAGGUUCAACAUUCCGAAGAAAGAUCGAAGCCUUAUUCAAAAGGCUGCUAUAGUACGUUAUUAUCGCACAGGGAAAGAGAAAUGGAUGGUGAAACAAGAUGGCAGCAGAUCAAAACUGUUUCUAUGUGGAGAGGAGAUUGAGAUAGACAUGGGGGUAUUUUUCGGUUCACAUCAACAGAUCAGUGUCAAAAGAGAAACUUACGACACCCUAAUAGACAUUGUGUUAGGACGAUUAAGAAAAUUACCACAAAGAGAACGAAGCAAUCUACAGAAAGCUGCAUUUGUCAGAUUCUAUAGGGCUGGAAAAGAAAGAUGGACAGUGAAAGAGAAUGAGUUUGGUGAAAAUCAACUUUAUUAUGAUAAUGUGGAAUCAGUUGGCCACACCAAACGACACCCCAGCCCCACACCAACCGACAACCCAGCCCCACACCCCAGGUUGGGAACCAGAAACAUAGAAGAUUGUGUAGUGUUUAUAUGA